CUCACUGGCUACAUCUGUCUUCAUUUCUUUCCCUCCCCUCAAGCUCUUCCCUGGGACUGACUGGAGCCCUGGCCACACCUGCGUUAUUCCACCUGCUGAGGAUUCUCCUGCCCUGACUGUCACCUGCCAUAGGAAUGGGGAAAGAACUGUGAGACUGACUUCUUAACAAAUGUAUCUGGUACAAGAGGAAUCCGACAUGCUGCUUUGGUGCUCAGGUCACCAGAGAUGCAAAUCCAGGAGAGUUCGAAGUGUCAUCUUGAAAACCUGCUGAAAAUGCACUUUUUCUACCUCAAUAUUAUCGUACCUGAAGUUGGUGACUGCUAUAUCCUCAGGGCUGAGCAACUGCCUCCGUUGACUGGGAAGGGUUCAUGUUAAACAUCUAAUCUAUUCCAUCCUCAGUAUGAAUGAAAGACAUUUUGGGUCGGACCAAUCGGAUGGGGCAUCUGACAAUCCAAUCAACUUCUCUAGCAUGCCAGAGCUAGAGAGCCCCCUGCAAUCGCCCAAGGAAAAGAGACCUUACAAAUGCAACCAGUGUGACAAGACGUACCGCCAUGCAGGAAGCUUGGUAAAUCAUAAAAAGACCCAUCAGAUAGGACUCUACUCGUGUCUCAUCUGUCAGAAAGAAUACUCCAACCCGAUGGGAUUAAAAAAUCACCUGCGUAUUCAUUCGGAGGAAAAACGUUUCAGAUGCAGUGAAUGCGGAGAGUGUUUUCGUAUGGCAAGGGAACUUUCCGCUCAUAGCAAAGAAGCCCAUGCCUUUAACUAUGGGUCCAAUGGAGAAAAUGUUCCAGGCAGUCAAGAAAGCAUGGGCUCCGGUACACCUGUAGUGGCAGAAAACAGCAGCUUGAUUAGUAACAUAGAGAAUUACAUUGCAGAGUCCAUGGUGCCGGGAGAUUUCUCACAACUUAUUUCAAAGUAUUACCCAGAUGUAAACGGUGAAGUGGAGUGUGAAGAAAGCCACAAUGAACAACUAGAAACUGCCACGGAGCUAAAUGAUGUACAGAUAACUGACAAGAGCUCAGAGGAACGCCGGUACACAUGCAAACAGUGUGGGAAGGCCUAUAAGCAUGCAGGUAGCCUGGCCAAUCACAAGCAGACCCAUAAAGUUGGAGUCUAUCAGUGUGGCAUCUGCUUCAAGGAGUUCUCAAAUCCUAUGGCAAUGAAAAAUCAUUGCCGUGUGCACUCAGACUCAAGGAAUUCAAGGCUUUUUAAAUCACCCUAUUCUACAUCAAUGCUAGCUGACCAUGCUACAUUAAACAAUACAGCACUUGCAAAGCCACAACCAGCCAUAAAUAAUUCUAGGCAUGUGCAAGAGAAGUGUGAUGAACAGCUGGCAAUGUUGGAUGGUUCAGAAGGCAGCAUGUCUGAAGAAGAAACACUAAAAGCACCUCUUGACAAACUUUGCAGUUUGCAAGAUAGUCCUCCAAAGCGAUCAAGUCCCUCUGGAAAGUCCAAUGGGCAACAGACUGGUAUAGACACAAGUAUAGACAUUGGCCUUAAGGAUUCAUGCAACCAUAGCACAGCUUGUGAUGAUAUGAGUGCAGCAGCUCUUACACGUUCUUUUAGACCAGAGGAUAAAGCUAGCCAGAGCCAAUCAGAGCAACUUGGACAAGAAGGUACAGAUGAAGAAGAAGCUAAACCAGGGGAGAGCUUAGAAAACCGACCUUUUAAGUGCCAAGCGUGUGAAAAGACUUAUAGGCAUGCAGGAAGCCUUAUUAACCACAAAAAAACUCAUCAAACAGGAGUGUAUAGUUGCUCUGUGUGCUCCAAGCAGCUUUUUAACAUGGCGGCCUUAAAAAACCAUCUCCGAGCUCACUUCAAAUCCAGGGUAGGAAGGCGGUUGGGAGACAGCUAUUUUGAACCCGCUAGCUUUUCUGAUGAACUCUUCCACAGUGCAGAGGAAUCUCAUAAGUGUGAAGUGUGCAAUGAAAUAUUAGUGUCCAAGAAAGAUUUCUUGCAGCAUCAAGUGUUUCAUCAACAAGAGUGCAUAAAAGAUGCCUGCAAUGAUGUCGCUAAGGCAGAAGUUGACACUACCAUGGAGAACUGUUGGGGUGAAAAUCUCCAGAGUUCUCAAGGCAGCAGCGCACACUCUGCUUAUUCAAGUGCCCCUGUUAUUCUAGAUGUAAUCAAGAUGGAGAUUGAAAAUCUAUCUUCUCAGCAGCCAUUAGAGCAGAGUUCCCAUCAGGGCACAAUAGAAAUGCCUGGUGAAGGCUUUAGGAAAGAAAGUAUAGGUGACGGUUUCAAGAAUACUUUGGCAUGCUUUGAGCAGUCUUCAGAAGAUCAGAUUAUUUCAAAAGAGACAGACUUUUCUGGAGUGGAAGAACAUGACCCAACAUCUGAUGAUCGGCCUUAUAAAUGUGAAGCCUGUGGAAGGACUUAUAGACACAAAAGUAGUUUAUUGAAUCAUAAAUUAACUCACCAGACAGGAGUUUAUAAGUGCUCCAUCUGCCCCAAGCAAUACUCCAACCUAAUGGCACUGAGAAACCACCUCCGUUUCCAUUCCAGACGUUCUUCCGGAAAACAAAGUAGCACUUCCCUACAAAGUCAUCAGUUUCCUCAUCACAAGUUAAAAGAACAUCAGAAUAUGGGAAGUCCUACCCAUGUAACAUCUUUACAAUUGAGUUUAAAUGAAGAGGAGGCCUACACAACUCCAUUAAAUGAAGCUGAUGUAGCCAGCACAGAGCAAACAGCAGGUGAGCUGCCCAUUCUUUGUUCUUGUGGGAAGUUCUUUAAUUGUGCGAAGAGCUUUCAGACUCACAGUCAGUUCUGCAUGAAAACAGUGGCUGACUCUAGUUCUACAGUAAUCUCCACAGAGUUAAAAAGUGAAACAUUUCUGCUUUCAGAGGCCGUUGUUGAAACAAAAGAGGCAACCGAGGCUCAUGGAAACAUUCCAGAGGCCCAAGAACAACAAACUGGAAGAAAGUUGUACGAAUGCAACCUUUGUGAAAAGUCCUAUAGACAUUCAGGUAGCUUAAUCAACCAUAAGCGGACACAUCAGACAGGAGACUAUGUGUGUUCUGUUUGCUCCAAGCAUGUACAUAACUUGGCUGCCUUAAAAAAUCACCUCAGAAUUCACCACAAUGUUAAAAGAAGACAAGGAGAAAGAAGUGACAUUUCUGGGGUUCUCUUUCCUGAUAUGUAUUUCUCCCAGGGAAACCAGGAAAUGUUUAUCUGUGGGAAUUGUGAUGAAAUGUUCCAAAGUGAACAAGACCUUCUGACUCAUCAGGAGAUGCACCUUCAGCUGGGGGAUAGUUGGGAUCAGGGGCAGGAUUUAGGCAUGAUGGAAUUGAAUGCGACAAGUACAGAAGAAAAAGAAUCCAGUUUUAUGGGUUUUGAGGGCUAUAAUGACUGGGAAAGUUUAAAGGUCUCAGAAUCUGUUAAGGGGACAGAUCAAGAUCCUGAAAAUGAAGACCUUGAUUCUACAGAAAAGGAAAAUUGUUACUCCUGUGACGAGUGUGGAGAGCAGUUUAGAAGUGCUGUAGAAUUAACUAAUCACAAACAUACUCAUCAGACAGGUAUAUAUCAGUGCUCUUUCUGCCCCAAAGAGUAUCCUGACUUGUUAUCCUUAAGGAAUCAUUUUGUGUCCCACACAAAGCUCCAGGUUCUCAGGAAUGGUAAUCAAGAAGCCUCCGAUGGGUCAGAGGAUCGGGAACUUGUAGACAGCCUUCCAUCAUAUGAUAAUCGUUAUGACUGUGGUCAUUGUGGAAUGAUUUUCUCAAAUGAAGCAGAUUUCCAUCAGCACCAGGUUGCACAUGAAAAUCAGGUUAUCAGUAGUCUCCCUGGUAACUCUGUUGAAGACGAUCAGUUACGAGAGUUUUCGUUCCCUAUGCACACAUCAGAGCAAGAGCUGUUAAGAAGCAUAAAUAAUGAGAUGGAAAGUGGGGAGUCCGGUGAUGUGUCUGAUGGUGGCCCUCACCUAUCCCAUAUAUGUGGCUUCUGUGGCAAAACCUAUGAUGAUUUGGCAAGUUUAGAGGUGCACAGUUUAAGUCAUGCUGAUGACGUACCUCCUGCAGAUAAUAGCCACAUUGGUGCCGAAGUGGAUUUAGUGGAUACAAAUAUGCAAGCAAACACAGAUACAAAGCAAGAAGAAGAAGAAACAAAUCCUGUUGCGCAUUCCAAAAAUGACGAAAAUCAAGAGUGUCGUCCUUAUACUUGUGAUAAGUGUGGAAAGUCUUAUCGCCACGGGGGGAGCUUAGUAAACCAUAAAAAGACUCACUUAGUAGGCAACUUUAAGUGUUUUGUAUGUUCUAGACAGUACCCCAAUUUAGCAGCUUUUAGAAACCACCUGCGCCACCAUCCCAAAUGUAAAAAGCAGGCAUCAUACAGCAAUAUUCAGGAGCUGCAAGCUCAAAGCCCAAGUGAUGGUACACAUUCUGGGGAUAAUGGAGAGAUUGUGAUCAGUUCCCCGGCUUCUAGUGUCCCUUUACCAGAUCCUUAUGCUUCCCAGGAAAAUGCUAAUGAAUGCUCAAACCCACUAUAUAAUAAUACAAGUUUACAAAACCACACCUCAGUCCACCUUCCUUCCCAACCCCACAAAACCCGUUACAAGUCUUUAAGUAGGCAUGGUGGAGUCAGAUCUGCAAGAAUAUCUGGCAGAAGGAGGAGACUAGUUGCAAAUCGCAGCUUAGAUGAUUCUGUUCAGAACUCCUCAAAAAAGGAUUCUCAGAAUGCAUCAGAGGCUUUGGACAAACCUGUUCAAAUAUGUCCGUUCUGUGGCAAAGUGUUCCUUUUUGUUGAUGAGCUCUUGAAACAUCUUUCUGAGAGCUGUGAUAGCUCCAAGUGCAAUAAAGAAACAGGGUCUACAAAUACUGUAGACCAAGUGGACAUUAAAGAAAAAGCUCCCUUGUCUCUCUGUAGCGUUGGUCAGAAUAGGGAGACAGAAGAGACAUCUCAGCAACGUCCGUUCCGCUGUGAAGUGUGUGGAAGGAGCUAUAGGCAUGCGGGUAGUCUUAUUAAUCACAAACAAACCCACAAAACUGGUAUUUUCCGUUGUGCCAUUUGUCAGAAGCCCUUUUUUAACCUUAUGGCUAUGAAAAAUCACAACCGCAUCCACUUUGAGCUGAAGAGGCACAAGUGUCUGGACUGCGGCAAAGCUUUUCGCCUGUGCAAACAGCUGGAAACACACCAAAGAAUUCACAAGGAAAAGGCUUCAGCUAAAAGGCCUGGCCGACGUAAUGGUCGAGUUGUCCGACCUCGUAGAGGCUCUGCAUUACAAAAGCGAAAGUCACUGUGUGAUGAUGUCCCGGCUUCCAAUGUUAGUAAAGAUUCUUCUGUUAAAGACAAGGAAAGAAGAGACCGAAAGAGUCUUGGUGCUUCAGCUAAGAGGGAUCCUGACGCCCGGCCUUACCAGUGUAAGGAAUGUGGGCGUUCUUAUCGGCAUGCGGGUAGUCUUUUUAACCACAAGAAAAGCCACACUAUGGGACACUACUGCUGCUCCAUUUGUGGCAAAACCUACCCAAACCUCAUGGCAAUGAAAAACCAUCAGCGAACUCACUAUGAAGCAAAGAGGCAUGCUUGUGGAGAGUGUGGUAAGACUUUUAAGUGGAAGCGGCAGCUGAUUAGACAUCAGCGUGUCCAUAUUAAAGAGCAGAUUAAACAAGAAAAUGGCACUUCAGCAUUAGAGUCUGCUGCCUUAAGCACAGAUCUUCCAGGAGCAAUUGUAGCAUUUACACAAGAAUUUGAGGGCAGUUCCUCCAAAGCUUUUACGGAAGCCACAUUACAGCCCAAUUGUACCCAUUGUGGAAAAGUAUUCAGUUACAAUGACUUAGAAAAUCAUGUGUGCAUAGAAAUCAGUGUUACUGAAGGCCCAGUAAAAGUGGAAAAUUGCCAAAAUGAAGUGGGCAGACCUCCAGAUUCAUCACAGGGACAUCAGGCAGAGGAGCGGCCUUACCGGUGCAACUUGUGUGGCCGUACAUAUCGUCAUGCUGGAAGUCUGCUGAAUCACAAGAACACUCAUAAGACUGGGCUGUACAAAUGCUCUGUCUGCCUUAAGCAGUUCUGUAAUCCCAUGGCGAUGAAGAACCAUUGCCGUACUCACACAGCAGAGAAACGCUUCCAGUGCCUUGAGUGUGGCAAAGCAUUUCGCUCUUCCAGAGAGCUAAUUUGUCAUGAGAGAGUCCACACUAGUGAAAGGCCUUUCCAUUGCCCAAUCUGCAACUGUGGAUUUAGCAGCAAGCUAACCCUUCGGCAUCACCAACGGAGCCACUCAAAAUUACCUUCACUUAGUACUCGGACUGUUCCUUCCUCACAAGCUGUACCAGCUGAAGGUACGAAGACCUGUGAGGAGGAUCCCUCAGGCUCUGCCGAAGUUGCUUCUAAUAUUGAUUCUUCAAAUGGCCAAGAGGAACGUAGGUUCAAGUGCAACCAAUGUGAUCGCUCUUACCGACAUGCAGGUAGUUUGCUUAACCAUCGUAAAACUCACAGCACUGGGGUCUACCAAUGCCCAGACUGCCACAAAGAGUUCUUCAACCUCCUUGCUCUGAAGAACCACCUCCGUAUCCAUCGAUACCCAUGUCCAGACUGUGGUAAAGCCUUUCGUAUUGCCAGCCACUUAGCCACUCAUCUUAAGAUCCACGAGCAAGGAGGACCAUUCACCUGCCAACAUUGUAGCAAACGUUUCUUCUGCCUCUCCACUUUUGAACAACAUCAACUCACCCAUAACACCCAAGACACGGACGUGCUAGAGCCGCCACCCAUGGGCAACUUGAAGGUGGAAGUCACAUAAAGGCAACUGAAGCUGGUCAAACACUCAUAUAAGCGCACACCUUCUGACUUAAAGACUGAGGAUCCUGCUUAUUUUUUUGUUUUUUCUUCACGUUUAUCGUGCCAUAAACACUUUAAAAGACUGUCCGCCUGUAAAUAAGAAAGCUUAGUAAUGAAUGGACACCAACACUUACUAAAUUGUAAACAAAAGUGGUACAGGUUUUCUUUAUUCCUUCACUUUACUGCUUUUCUUUUACAUUUUUGUUUUUUAUAAAAACUGCAAAAAAUAGGGAAAAAAAUAAGGAAAAUAACCUUUUGAGCAGAUGCACUUCUGUGAAAUAUAAUGGUGCUUUAACAGGACUUUGGACACUGUUCGGAGUGUCUCUUAUAGAGAUAGGACGUAACACAUCAGCCCUUUCCCUAGUUAGAUGAUCACCGCCCCUUUUACUAGUAUUAUAAACAUUCAGGUGGGGGAUAAACUUUAGGGGCAGCAUAUUAGCUUGAAACGAGUUACACCACCUAGCUAUAAGGCUGUUAUUGGAACUCAUUCCCAGGGCAGGCUCAGCCUGCAGCACUGUGCAGCCAUGGGGUUAAUUUAUCUUGUACAGUGUUCUGGGAACAUGUAUGCUCACAGUGAGGGAUGGGGGUGAUACACAUAAAUUAAUAUUGAAAGUC
Molecule: messenger RNA, 7377 nt
Organism: Xenopus laevis (African clawed frog)
Lineage: Eukaryota; Metazoa; Chordata; Amphibia; Anura; Pipidae
Gene: znf646.S
Product: zinc finger protein 646
Exons: 3
Coding region: 401-6724 (2107 amino acids)
Source: RefSeq, a predicted model, not a curated record